This is a messenger RNA of Penicillium verhagenii, 876 nucleotides long. Its product is annotated as J domain-containing protein. The transcript has a single exon. The record is from RefSeq and is a predicted model, not a curated record. NCBI's taxonomy places the organism in Eukaryota, Fungi, Ascomycota, Eurotiomycetes, Eurotiales, Aspergillaceae. Bases 1 to 876 code for a protein of 291 amino acids.
AUGCUUAAGAAGCCUCAUGUACUCUGCUGGGGUAGCUCCCAGCUACUAAAUUCGCAACGAGCUGGUUCAUUCUCUCGCUUCGGUCUCACCUCACCCGCCCAGAGCUAUGCCACCGCAUCGGACGCCGCGGGACCCCAAGAUUCCUGGCCCAAAUCCCACUCAUUCACCCCAUACGACGUCUUCAACAUCCCCCGAAACGCCACAUACUCCAAAACCCGCUACUACGACCUCGUAAAACUUUACCAUCCAGACCGUCCCAGCGCAGACAUCACUCCCGAAGUCCGCCUCCAGCGCUACAAGAUCGUAGUCGCCGCCCACGAGAUCCUUUCCGAUCCCAUAAAACGCGCAGCAUACGACAAGUUCGGUAUAGGCUGGAGUUACUCCGCCCGGCCAGACCCCACCGCUGGCCCUUACGGCCCCGACGUCAACAUCUACGGAAACGCAACGUGGGAGGACUGGGAGCGCUGGAAUAACCGGCACAAUGGGAAACAGCAGAAUAUGGUGGACCACCGCACAUUUACGCGGCUGAUGAUUUUGCUGGUGCUGUUCGGUGGUGCUUUGCAGGCGUCGUGGAUCGGUCAGUUGAAUACCGGGUAUGAGGAUCGUCUGAGGGAGGUCAGUGAAACUUCGAUGCGGUUUUUGAGUGGCCGGAGGCAGAGUACUAUUAGUCAGAUGCCGUCGAAUGAUGCCCGGGUCCAGAGCUUCUUGAUCCGCAGGGAUCCUACGGGGUCGGGGCUUAAAGAUGAUGAGCAGACUGUUUAUCAGAAGGAGCUUCAUCCUAAGCAAGGCAUUAACAAGCUCGCGAGCGACCGACCGAAUGGAUCCAAGUCACACACUGAACCUGAUCCCGCUUCUGACUCGAAUGAUGUCGAGUGA